This is a messenger RNA of Lontra canadensis (Northern American river otter), 2061 nucleotides long. It is a transcript of the gene TDP1, whose product is annotated as tyrosyl-DNA phosphodiesterase 1. Gene Ontology annotation, biological process: double-strand break repair; single strand break repair. Gene Ontology annotation, molecular function: single-stranded DNA binding; 3'-tyrosyl-DNA phosphodiesterase activity; double-stranded DNA binding. Lineage: Eukaryota; Metazoa; Chordata; Mammalia; Carnivora; Mustelidae. The transcript has 16 exons. Gene Ontology annotation, cellular component: nucleus. The record is from RefSeq and is a predicted model, not a curated record. The coding region runs from base 130 to 1953 and encodes 607 amino acids.
CGAGCCCGGGCCGGAAGAGUUUAAACCGCGCGCAGGCGCGGGCGGCGGAAAAGAGGGCGCGAACCUGUGGGUUGCUGUAAUUUCAGGAGCGAGUUCGGCUGUAGCCCCCAUUCUGGAAGUGUCAGAAGUAUGUCUCAGGAAGGUGAUUAUGGGAAGUGGACGAUAUCCAGCAGUGAUGAAAGUGAGGAGGAAAAGCCAAAACUAGACAAGCCAUCUACGUCUUCCCUCCCCCAUGCUGGGCAGGAAGCAGCAAAUGAACCAAGAUACACCUGUUCUGAGGCUAGGAAAGCGGCCCAUAAAAGGAAAUUAUCACCUGUGAAGUUCAGCAAUACAGAUUCACAAGUUUCACCUCCCAAAAGGCAGAAGAGUGGUUCCCAGGAAGACCUCGGCUGGUGUCUCUCCAGCAGCGAUGAUGAGCUGCAGCCAGGAACACAGCAGAAGCAGGCUAAGAACAUCGUGGUCAAAGAGGAGAGCGGCAUCUCUUCUCCCCAAGACGGUGCUGCCCAAAGAACUGCAAAUCACAGCCCUCCUGCCCUCCAUGGACUAAAAGAGGAGGAAGAGGACUAUGAAACCUCAGGGGAAGGCCAAGACAUUUGGGACCUGUUGGAAAAAGGGAACCCCUUCCGCUUUUACCUCACUAGAGUCUCGGGAAUUAAGCCAAAGUAUAACUCCGGAGCCCUCCACAUCAAGGAUAUUCUGUCUCCCCUAUUUGGGACACUUGUAUCUUCAGCUCAGUUUAACUACUGUUUUGACGUGGACUGGCUCAUAAAACAGUACCCACCAGAGUUCAGGAAGAAACCAAUCCUGCUUGUGCAUGGAGAUAAACGAGAAGCCAAGGCUCACUUACAUGCCCAGGCCAAGCCGUAUGAAAACAUUUCCCUCUGCCAGGCAAAGUUGGAUAUUGCAUUUGGAACACACCACACGAAAAUGAUGUUACUGCUGUAUGAAGAAGGCCUCCGGGUUGUCAUACACACCUCCAACCUCAUCCAUGCUGACUGGCACCAGAAAACUCAGGGAAUAUGGUUGAGCCCCUUAUACCCACAAAUUAUCCAUGGAACCCACAGAUCUGGAGAAUCAACAACACAUUUUAAAGCCGAUCUCAUCAGCUACUUGACAGCUUAUAAUGCUCCUUCACUCAAGGAGUGGAUAGAUACCAUCCACAAACACGAUCUGUCUGAAACCAAUGUUUAUCUGAUUGGAUCAACCCCAGGACGCUUUCAAGGAAGUCAAAAAGAUAACUGGGGACAUUUUAGACUUAGAAAGCUUUUGAAAGAGCAUGCCUCUCCUAAAGGGGAGUCCUGGCCCAUAGUCGGGCAGUUCUCAAGCAUUGGGUCUAUGGGAGCUGAUGACUCAAAAUGGUUGUGUUCCGAGUUUAAAGAAAGCUUGGUGACGCUGGGGAAGGAAAGUCGGACCCCAGGAAGAAGUGCCGUUCGUCUUCAUCUGAUCUAUCCUUCUGUGGAAAAUGUGCGAACCAGCUUAGAAGGAUAUCCAGCUGGGGGCUCUCUUCCCUAUAGCAUCCAGACAGCUGAAAAACAGAAUUGGCUCCAUUCCUAUUUUCACAAAUGGUCAGCUGACACAUCUGGCCGCAGCAAUGCUAUGCCACAUAUUAAAACAUAUAUGAGACCCUCUCCAGACUUCAGUCAAAUUUCUUGGUUUCUUGUCACAAGCGCCAAUUUGUCCAAGGCCGCCUGGGGCGCGUUAGAGAAGAACGGCACCCAGCUGAUGAUCCGUUCCUAUGAGCUUGGGGUCCUUUUCCUGCCAUCAGCAUUUGGCCUGGACAGCUUCAAAGUAAAAGAGAAAUUCUUCUCAGGGAGCAAGGAGCCAGUGGCCGCCUUUCCUGUGCCAUUUGACCUGCCUCCAGAACUGUAUGGAAGUAAAGAUCGGCCGUGGAUUUGGAACAUUCCUUAUACCAAAGCACCAGAUACACAUGGGAAUAUGUGGGUUCCCUCCUGAGAAUCCUAAAGCAUUAUGAAAUUUAGGUGCAAGACAUCAAGCCCCAAAUAAUGAAUGUUCUUGUUGGUGCUGGAUGUUUACCCUUCGAGUCUUGUCUACACCCUUAAC